UUAUAAAUAAAAAACUAAUAAUAAAAUAUUGCACAACAAAUUGUACUAUUAUAAUAUAAUAUAAAAUUAAAAUGCUCUGAAAAAUAAUAAUAAAUAAAAAGCACUUGAAAAGAGAAUAGCAUGUACAAACAGAGCAGAAUAAAAUAGUAAUGCAUAAAAAGAGUAAUGGCUAGAUGAAACAAUCAAUGCGAAAGCUGUUGCGGAAAAUAAUUUUAAAAAAUUUAAAAAAAAAUUGAACAUUAUUAGAUGGAUUUUGAUCUCCAUAUAAAUUUGCCAUAUUAUGCAGUUCUAAAUGUCUAGCAUCUACCUCAAAAUUAGUGCAAUUAAUAUUUUUAUCUUGAAAGCUGGACCGGACUAUACAAAUUGCGGAAAGUGUAUCAUUUGCUAAACGAUUACGUUUUUUAUUUUUGACAUCUGUAAUUACAGAAAAAAUUCUUUCGGUCUCAGCAUUUGAGUGUGGAAGAGAAAGGACUAUUUCAAUUAAUAAUUCUAAAGUUGGAAACAUUUUUGUUCCAUCAAAAUUUGUAGACUCCAAUAUAUUUUUCCACAUCUCAUCUAUUUCUAGAGAAGCUAACUCUUCUUUCUUUUUUUCAUCAAAAAUUGAUGGCAGAAUUCGCCAUUCAAAUGCUAACUGCGUUACAUUACUAAGUUUUAUUUGUUCGGCAAUAUAUGUUAAAUCUCUAAUUUUAGUUCGACUUUCAUUAUCUAAAACUAUUUUCGGAUCUAAAAAUGACAAUUGUUCAAAAAGAAUAUCUUGACAUGGUAAACGCUUUAACAUUUCUUGAACUGCAGUAACAUAAAAAUCUAAACAUUUUAAUUUGAUUUGUUGCACGCACUCUACAGAUAAAGUUUUUAAAAAGCUUUCACACUCCGGUCCCACAUAUAUUUCGUUGAUGUGUUAUAUAUUCUUUUUAUUAUUUAAGUCUAAAGUAAAAAUAUUAUUUAAGACAUUAAACUUUACAAAAUUUUGAGCAAAUUGAAAUAUUAAUUGUUGACUAUUUUUAUACAACGUGUGAACUAAAAUAUUACGUGACUGAAAUAAAGCGUUAAAGUUAUUUAAAAAAUUUAAAGAAUAUUGCAAAAAUAAUUAAUAUGCUUUAAUUGAAUUGUCAUUAAAGUGUUCUAAAAUAGUUUCCGCGGAUUUUAAUUUAUCCUCAACAACAGCUAAAAUAAAAUAAUUUUUUAAAACUUUCCAAUUUUCGAGAAGUCUAACAACGCAUUUUUGAAAACUAAGCCAUCUAGUAUUUGAAAGUUUUAAUAUUUUAUGUCGAUCUACAUUUAAAAAAUCUUGGAAUUCUGUUAAAAUUGCACAUCUCUUUGCACUGCCCGAAAUAUAAGUAGCUACUCUUUUAAUUAAGUUUUCACAAGACGAAGGUAAUUUUUCGCAAGCUUUCCUGGCCACAAGUGCAGAUGAAUGACAAAUACAAUUUAAAGUAAUUAAUCCCGGAACUUCUAAUUUUAAGCGACUCAUAAAUGAAUUAUUGCAUACUACCAUAACGGAUGCGUUGUCACAUGCUAAUCCGACAAUGUUUUUAAUAGAAAUUUCUUUUUUUUGUAAUAAAUUUUUAAAUAACUCAAAAAUUUUACUGGAUGAACAAUCUGUCGCGUUUAAUGAUAAUAAAUCUAAUAAUUGAGUACUAAUUUUUUUGUUCAAAGAGGAAACAUAUCUAACAAGAAUGCACAUUACUUUAGUGUCCGCAAUAUCAGUACUCUUAUCAACUAAAAUAGAAAAUUUACAAGUUUUUAAAUUUUCAAAAAGUUUUUGAGAUUCACGUUUGGCAAGAACAUUUUUUACAAUAUAUAAACAUUUUUUUCGAGCAAGUGAAAGUGUGCAUGUACAACUUUAGAAUCAAUACUAAUAUCUUUUAACAACGGAACCAAAUGAUCUACAAUACUGAAAGCAACGUUAUGUUCCGCGAGACACGCUGCUAAUUUAAUUUCGGCACGUUUGACUCUAUCUUUAUGUGACAAAGAAUUAUCAUUAUUGAUGGUUUUAUAAUUCGAUGAAUUUACUUUUUCAAUAUGUUUAACCGUGUGUAAAUGAUUAAUUAAAUCAGAUAUACGGCAAUUGAUACUUUUAUUACAUGCCAUGCAAAGCGCUCUAUUUUUUGAAGGAUGAGAAGCCAACUAUCUUUUAAAACUACUUUCAUCUAGCCAUGAAGCUUGAAAUUCUCUAAUUCUACGUUUCUUAACAGCUCCUUUAUUACCAGAAUCCAUCAUGCAUAAAUAUAAAUAAAUAUAAUUACCUGUAUUUAAUCUCUCGCGACGGAGGAGUUUUGGCACCCACAACACUACGCACGCCACAUUAUUGGUAUUCUGCGCACUAUUGCCGCGCAUGCGCGAAAAUUCCGUCCCGCCUGCCAUCACUGUGCUCGAUGCGCGAGCAAGGCUGUUGUUUCAGGAGUGGGGAGUCAAGUAUAGACUGCGACGUUAUUUUUUUCGCGUCUACAACUUCGUCGUGCUCGUGACUCUCUUUACUAUAAGUUGGGCGCCAGGCGCGGAAUCCGCGCCGCACAAAACUCGCGAACUCUCGGUACUUCGCACGACGACCGAAUGCCGGCUAGCCCGCCUCCACACGAAAUGGCAGAGGAGCGAGGUUCUUUCUCGGUACGCGGAAUAGGAGAGGAGAGGUCUCGCAUUAACGACUCGAUAGAAUUAAUGAGAAGCGUAUAUUGAGAAUAGAUAUAUCGACAAUUCUAUUUGACAAAUGUGAAUUGGUCGUUCGACACUAUAUUACACGACUGUCACAUACUCGACGUGAGAUUUGCAUGUAUCGAAUACUACACUCUAUAGGCUACACACAAAGUUUGACAAUAUAACACGCGACUUUAGCAACAGACGGGAUAGGCUUCGACGAAUGGCGCGUCUUUCUCGUAGGUAUCCUCUCCUACGGAAGCUUGCCUCGAUAACGCGUACAUAGCUCGCGCUCUCGAUACGCGGCAAGUGAAUCCCAGUGAUAACAAUUUACACACUAUCCCGUCGCGAAACUUUAUUUCUUACACAAAUACAGAGAUCGACAUACUCCUCGAGGGAGGAGACAAUAGGCGCAAUAAGUAAUCUAUACGGGGCGGAGAUCGACACGGCCCUGCUACGCGGUGACUCGACUCUCGGUAUCCCGAAUACAAUUAUUUCGCCCACCGAAUGCUCGGGUAAUUACGUCUUACGAAAUGCCGGGCCGGCCGUUCCGCGCUUACCGCGUGGUCGAAGUGGUGGCCUUACAGAAGUUGGCGUCGUCGAGGGCCGAGGAACCGCUCUUAUGGAUGUCUCACCGAACAGUGACGAACCGUGAGCGGUCGGGGGCGCCGCGGACGCCGGCAGCGGCCCGCGCAUCGAUCGCGCUUCAAUCCGCGCACAUCGAUCGCUAGUCGAUGGGGGGUCCUCUGCCAGUCCUAUAGAGUCCCAGCGUCCGAGGGUGCCUCUGUUCGUGACGCCGCGCGAUUUGAAGGCCGCGGAUUGCACGUCUCGAUGUCCUUCGCCGUAUCGGCUGCUGCUGGACCGGCUCGGGGUUGAUCAGGUCCCGUCCGGCUUACUCCUCGAGGCCGUGGCUACAGCGCCGGCUGGGGCUUCCUCCACCCUGGUCGUCGGGUGUAAGGGCGCACGCUCUCUCCCCGGCGUCGUCUCAGGCUGCACCGGACUGCUGUUCCUCUCUCUACAAUAAAGUAUAACGGCAGUGUUUGUUCCUUGACUUUUCUAACGUACCUCAAUACUGUACGCAAUUACUUGCCUUUGCUCGCUGUCCUCCGGCUGUCCGGGGCCCCGCCGCUCGGUCGUCUAUGCUUCUUCUUAACAUUCCCUCGACGGCUACUCUAUCAAUUACAACUGGUAGUCGUGGCACACCACUUCUCCCGCGGAUCGCGACUUCCGCUUGGCGGAUACCUAAGUGACUUAAUACUAAAAGAAAUAUUACUCAGAAAAGGAGAGGCCGUUUUCUCCCCCCCCCCCGGGGUAAUAAGCGGCCCCAAAUGACCUUGCCCGGUCGGGCCAUCCGGCCCUUGUGACUGACGAAAAACGUCACGUCACAAGACACACGUUAGAAAAGGAAGAAUCUGAUUUAGACGUUGAAAAGAGAGGACUGGGUACAUUUUCUCGUCUUGCCUCUCGCCCCUACGCGCCGAUAGACACACGUAUAGGAUAGAAAAGGACGCACCUAGACGUUGAAAAGAGAGCUUGGGUACAUUUUCUCGUCUUGCCUCUCGCUUCUUACAUGCCUACAAGAUUGACGACGACGGCGACCACGACGACGUAUCUUAAAUGAAAUUUCUGACAUUUGGACUUUGCAUCGUGAUAUCUCCUCCCAUAGAUUACGUAGAGAAAAAAUAAAAACAGUUUUCUUAUACAAAUCGACCCCAAGCUUUCGAUUGAGCCUAGUUAAAACUCGAUCGGUUUAGCCGUUUCUGAGAUCCGAUAAUCUUGAGUGCUCGCAAGUCGCGUACUUGCAUAAAAGAGCACGAUCGGGUUUGCGCUGCACUUUCGCUUGGCGCGAGUCACUACCGUGUCUCUUGAUCAACUUUAUAAAGCUUAAAUGUGAAGUUUGAAGACGCUACGUUAUUUAAUAUUUGUUUGGCAGCCAUCAAUAUGUAAUGAACUCUCUCACAAGGGAAAUGCACCAAGUGUUAACCGCGAAUGGAUAUGUGUUAUAUAUCGUUCAAAAAGUCUUGUCAAGUAGAAUUUAUGUGUGCAAUAUUUCGCUUCAAUGGCGCCUUUAGAGGGCGCUAUGCGUAAUGUAAUUUACAUAACUAUUUGAGUUUUUAUAAAAGCUAAUUGGAGUUUUUGCUUCAAAAAUAGUAUCAAAUAAAAGGUGUCUAGUAUAAUUAGUUGCAUACUAGUUUUAUUUAGGAUAUUUUACUUAAUUCAAGAUAAAUUGCAUUUUUUAUUUUAUUUUAAAAGUACAAAAAGUCCAAAAACCAAAAAGUUAUCGAUAAUAAGAUACUUUAAUAUAAUAUAAAUUGCACUUUUUAUUUUAUUUUAAAAACAAAAAUAAAAUAAAGAAAAAACCAAGAAACUAAUAGUAGAGUUUUUAAAGUAAAAAAAAAAACAAAAACGAAAAAGUCAAAAAGUUAUUACUAAUGAGAUACUUUAAUAUAACAUAAAUUGCACUUUUUAUUUUAUCUUAUCGUUAAUAACAAAAAUAAAGAAAAAAAGAUGUUGCUGACGAUCGAAACACAGUUUCAGUCCAACCAAUAUCAAAGCCGAGCUAGAUUCUACUCUGGGGGAGUCUGCUCCUUCGUUUACAACAGUAAAAUAUUGGGUGGCAGAGUUUAAACGAGGCCGUACGAGCUGCGAAGACGAACAUCGCAGUGAUCGACAAAAUGAGGGGUAGACUGAGAGGAACAACAAAAGCCGCAAUGCAAAUCCGUUCACAAGAAAAACAGCGAGAAUGUGAAGCGAAAUUACUGGAGCAAGGCGUUCGCAGGUCAAAACGAAUUGCUGGCAUCGGUACUGAUAAUGUUCCCGGACAUGACGUUAAUGAUUACGAAGCUAACGAGAUUAAUGAUGAGAUAAUCCCUAAUGAUCUUAAAGAAGCAAAAGAAGGUAAAGAUUGGUCAAAUUGGUAUAAAGCUAUGGAGGAAGAACUCGAGUCAUUAAAUUCUCAUAAGGUAUGGGAAAUUGUUGAAAGACCACCCAAUAGUAAAAUCAUAAAAAGUAAAUGGAUUUAUUCUAUCAAAAAUUCGAGCGAUCCGAAGAAUAAAAUAAAAAGAUUUAAAGCGCGAUUAGUUGCCACAGGAUUUAACCAAGUUAGACAUAGAGAUUACGAAGAAUCAUAUUCCCCUGUAGUUAAUAUCGAAGCAUGGAGAACAUUAUUAUGUAUUGCUGCCAAGCAGAACAUGCGAAUUCGUUUCUUUGAUAUAAAGACCGCUUAUCUCUAUGGAUCUAUUAAUGAAACCGUGUAUAUGGAGGCACCUCUAGGGUUUGAGAAAAUGAUUAGUCCUAACAAAGUAUGUAAAUUACGAAAGAGUAUUUACGGAUUGCCUCAAUCCGGACGCAAUUGGUUUAAACGACUUUGCCAAGAAUUGUUAAACCUGCAUCUCAAGCAGUUAGCUAGCGAUAGUUGUAUCUUCGUGUAUAACAAAAAUAAUAUUUUUAUUUGCGUAAGUACUUAUGUCGAUGAUCUUUCUGUUAUAGACAAUAACUCUAAAGCUGGUGACAAAUUUAUUGAAAAAUUACGUGCAGUACUAGAACUUAAUAAGACUACAAAUAAAGGUACAUUCUUAGGUAUGGAAGUUAGGCAGUCCGAAAAAGAAAUAACAAUUUCUCAAGAACUAUAUAUUAAAACAUUGUUAACUAAGUAUGGAAUGUCAGACUGUAAACCAGUAGCUACACCUAUUGUUCCAGGGCAAGACAAAGAACUUGAUCAGCCUGAUGAGCUUAUAGAAUCACAGGUCUACCAAGAAUUAGUCGGAGAAUUACUGUACUUAAGCAACAAAACUCGACCAGAUAUCACCUUUGCGACGAGUUAUCUGUCACAAUUUAAUACUCAACCAGAAAAGCGUCACUAUAUAAUGGCUAAAAGAAUUUUGCGUUAUUUAUCAAAUACAUUAAAUUAUAAGUUGCAUUAUGAUCGAGAACCUGGUACUCUUAAUGGAAGUAGUGAUGCGAGCUGGGGAAAUGGUAUGAAAAUGAAGUCUUUCUCAGGUGGGGUAAUUCAAUUAGGGAAAUCACUUAUAAUGUGGCAUUGCCGUAAGCAAAAGUGCGUAGCUGAUUCUACAUGUGAAGCAGAGUUAUUCGCAAUUAAUGACUUAACUAAAAAUGUAAAAUGGCUAAUUGGCUUGUUAUCCGAACUUGGUUUUGAAAUUCUAUAUAAGUUACCUGUACUCAUUGCUAGCGAUAGUCAAUUGGCCAUUGAUGUACUCAAAGAAGCGAGGUCGUCACGUAAAUUACGACAUGUUUUGCUAAAAGUUCAAUUUAUCAAAGAUGAGGUUGCUGAGAGACGUGUACAUAUAUAUUAUGUUAAUACUGAUUUUAUGAAAGCGGAUUUUCUUACUAAAGCCGUGACCAAAGAAAAACUCGUAUGGAGUAGUAAAGAAUUAAACCUGUACUAAUUAGUUUACAAAAUUAUAAAAACUCUACGCAGGUGGGGAAAUGUGGAGAUUUGCGUAUUCGUUUCUAAGUUUGUUCAUUCCGUUAGUGUUUAUCUGUACACACUGUGUUUCUAAUCUAUGUUGCGGCUCUUCCGUGAUUUUCGGGGGAGCACCUAACUACUACUAGAUCUAUGGCGGCACUACCACGUGCGGGUGUGAGCAGUAUAUAUCCAAUAAAAUCUUUCUUAACAAAA
This is a messenger RNA of Monomorium pharaonis (pharaoh ant), 7273 nucleotides long. RefSeq names its product high affinity cationic amino acid transporter 1 (gene slif). Gene Ontology annotation, molecular function: nucleic acid binding; amino acid transmembrane transporter activity; zinc ion binding. The transcript is spliced from 2 exons. Gene Ontology annotation, cellular component: plasma membrane. The coding region runs from base 5310 to 7040 and encodes 576 amino acids. The record is from RefSeq and is a predicted model, not a curated record. NCBI's taxonomy places the organism in Eukaryota, Metazoa, Arthropoda, Insecta, Hymenoptera, Formicidae. Gene Ontology annotation, biological process: DNA integration; transmembrane transport; amino acid transport.